GGGAAACAAGAAGACAUUUUGUCUGGUCCAUGCAAGACAACUACAACGGCCUCACCCUGCUUAGGACUGUGGGUUACCUGCACGGUGUCCUCCAUAGUGGCGUAUCUGUAGCUGGGCGGUCCCAGGCUCUGCAGCAAGCUGGCAUGCUGAUGCCGGCUGCUUUCGAUGAAGCGUUGUGUCAUGGCGAGCUGCUGUCUCAGCAUGUUGUUGAGCGUCAACAUGUCGAGCCGGGGGCCUCCGAGACCUGCAGGAAGGCGGAGACACGUGAGAUCGCCUGGCACAAGUAUUUGUGCCCGUCUGCUUCUCACCUUCUGGAGGAGCCAAGGAGGGGGAGGAGUAAGCCAUGCCCACUGCAGGUCCUGAGGGAGGUUGGUAGGCGAAGCCAGAGAUGAGAAAACUGCUUCGCCAAAGUCGUUUACUUCCUGUUUGAGGGACUAACCUGGGAACCACAGAGUGUGUGCGUCCGUCUGUGCCGCCACAUCUUUGAAGUGGUUGCUAGGCGACGACGAGGACCUAGACCCACUGCUGGGGGACCUUCGACUGGUACCUGACGUCCGCAAGGCGCGGGACUUUCUGGAGUCUGAAAAGGUGCUGGAAAAGUCUUCCGUCCCCACCCAGGACGCGUCUAAACAGUCCUCCACCUCCUCGCCUAUUGACAGGUGCUCUGACACCUGGCUACUGAUGACGUCGUCGCCCACCUCCUUCCUGCUGGCGCUCUCAAAGUCGCUUUCGUAGUCCGCCGCUCGCUGGCCGCUCGGCGAAGUAGGGAGCGGGCCCGCAUGCUCGCCCUCCGCCUGGUGGCAUUGAAGGACGCACAACAACAGCAUUAACAUGACCAGACCUCCUUCCUAACCAGAUGACCAGACAUCCUUCCAGUGGCAUGUUCUUCGAGGUUGCACCUGGACUCCUGCUGUCCCUUCAGUGGCGGGCUCCAGAUCAUCUAAGGUCAUCACGUUGAUCUCAAAGUCGGCUGUCGAAAAAGGACAAUGCAACAUCUGUGUGUGUGUGUGUGUGUGUGUGUGUCUCACAUUGGGACGAGACCGCGCUGGCCUCACUGGCGGGGACGUCCGCCUUGGAUCCAACAGGAAAGAGUUCUUCCAGGGAGAGGAUCUCCUCCGGAGCUGACCUGGAGGAGUCAGAGCGUCUUGGACUUGGGGAGGGGAGGAGACGGACCUCCGAUGUCAGUCUUCUCAGAGGAGGAGGAGAGCUGGAUGAUGGACUGCCUUCAGAGUGGGGAGGAGAUGGGGAGACAGACCCCAGGUCUCCUCUGGUCAGCGUCUGUUGGAAAAAAGGAAAGUGAGCAAAAGUUUUGAUGGCAAACUAAAAUAAACACUACCAGGCCUGCUCUGCUCCUGAAGGAAGAGCUGAUCCACUUCUCUUCUGGUGGACAGUCCUCCGCGUGGUUCUUCACAUCCUCAUCACUUUUCUCAGUCUGAGGCGAGAUCUCUGCGGGUGUGGAUCCACCACCUUCAUGCGGCUCCUCUGGAGAUCCAAUUGGUCUUUUCUUGAGGAACUGCACUUCGCCUUGACUGCUGGGCGAUGACCAGGACACAGGAGCCACCUCUUGGCCUUCGGAGGGCGAGGAAAGGUCCUCAUCAGAACUUGCACUAUGGGUCUGGUCCAGAUGUUCUGGCUGUUGGUGACGGCUGUAGAACUGCCUCUCGAUCUGAGCGAGCUUCCUUAAAGCGGACGUCUGUGACUUGGAGGACAACAACCUGCAGCAUUUAAUAGGUGAGAUUGACUGGCAUUUUGUUAGGCUCCUCCCACAUGAACACACCUGUCAUGUGACUGCUGCCUCACAGGUGAUUGGCUGCUGAGGGGAGGAGGCGGCCUCUUCAAGAACCUGCUGCCUCCUCCCAAAGGGCUCUGAGGUCGGGAAGCCUAAAAGUAGAGAUGAGAUUUCUAACUCCUUGAAGGGAUAGCAAUCUUGAGUUCUUCAAAAGACUGGUUCAAUAUUUUAGUUGUUUUUAUUUUUAAUCAAGGAAACAAUCACUCAUAUCAUUUAAGAUAUAGAUCAGAUUCAUUUAAAUAACAUUACUAAAAAAUUAAAAAAUCCAUCCAUCCAUUUUCUACCGCUUAUUCCCUUUUGGGGUCGCGGGGGGCGCUGGCGCCUAUGUCAGCUACAAUCGGGCGGAAGGCGGGGUACACCCUGGACAAGUCGCCACCUCAUCGCAGGGCCAACACAGAUAGACAACACUCACAGUCACACACUAGGGCCAAUUUAGUGUUGCCAAUCAACCUAUCCCCAGGUGCAUGUCUUUGGAAGUGGGAGGGGCCUAUCCCCAGGUGCAUGUCUUUGGAGGUGGGAGGAAGCCGGAGUACCCGGAGGGAACCCACGCAUUCACGGGGAGAACAUGCAAACUCCACACAGAAAGAUCCCGAGCCUGGAUUUGAACCCAGGACUGCAGGACCUUCGUAUUGUGAGGCAGACGCACUAACCCCUCUGACACCGUGAAGCCUAUUGGCUAUAAAUGUAAUUCUUUUGGUUUUCAUCGUAAACAUUCCAUAAAAAUGUGCCAUGUUUCCAGUGAGAAAAAAAAUGUGUAGCUUUUUAACAAUAUACAAAAAAAUUAUUACGAAUAAAAUGCAAUUAAAUUUAACACAUGCCUGCAACUUGAGAGUUCCCGGUUCAAUCCCCAGUUUCUGCCGUCCAGGGGAGAUGGCUUAAUUACGAGUGUAUACAUAUUUUGGGCCACUGUAACAUUACACACAAAUUGGAAUAUAGGAAAAGAAAACACUGUACUUAAACCAUUAAUCAAAUAAAAUUGCACAUACAAGUUAAACAUUGUACUAAAAUAAAUAUCAAAUACAGUCUAAUGGUUAAAUGAAAAUGUACUGAAAAGUAUAUAGUAUAGUGUAUAUAUUAAGUGAUAUUUAAUGUAUUCUUUGAUGUACCACUAGAGGGACCCCUCAUACCACAGUUUAAGAAUAAACGGUGGUUCUAAACUUAUUUUCCCCAAGUAUCAAUCAAUCAAUGUUUAUUUAUAUAGCCCCAAAUCACAAAUGUCUCAAAGGACUGCACAAAUCAUUACGACUACAACAUCCUCGGAAGAACCCACAAAAGGGCAAGGAAAACUCACACCCAGUGGGCAGGGAGAAUUCACAUCCAGUGGGACGCCAGUGACAAUGCUGACUAUGAGAAACCUUGGAGAGGACCUCAGAUGUGGGCAACCCCCCCUCUCUAGGGGACCGAAAGCAAUGGAUGUCGAGCGGGUCUACCAGUACCAUCUAAGAACCCCCCCCAAGUACCACUAUAAUGACCAACAUUCAAAAUAUAGUAGCGUAAUUGGCCUAUAUAUUCAUUAAAACAUGGCAGAUGUUUUAUUUACAAGUACAUUUAAUAUUUUUGGCCUCAGUAAUAUUACACACCGUUGGAACAGUAACACUUGGUUUGAAUAAAGGAAAAUAAAACACUGUACUUAAAUGAAGUUAUUCUUUGGUGUACCACUAGGUGGAGCCUGUACUACAAUCACUGUUUCAGUCAGUGAGCAACUACUGACACUAAAAAACAGCAUCGCUUCUCAUCUUUCACUUUAAAAAGAGCCGUUCAAAGGCCCAGCAGCUCCGCAGACUUCCGAAGGGGAACUCACCUGGGACACAUCGCUCAAGUCUGACACGGCCUGAUGGGCAGCAGGUGCAGCGUGGCGGCUUUUCACGUCCUGUCAGGAAACCCAGGCAAGACCAUGAGCGUGUUUGGAGCCAACUGGGACAUACUGACUUGUCCAGGGUGUGUCCUGCUCACAUAGGCUCCAGCACCCCCGGGAGGGACAUGCGGUAGAAAAUGGAUGGAUGGGAUGGAUCUGAAAAAGUUGCCUGGAAGCCUCAAAAAAACUUGAAAGCUCAUCUGCCAACAUUCAAGGGAAACAGGAGCUUCUCAAUUGACAAAGAGAGACUUUUACAAGUCAAAGAAAAAGAGAAAAAGGAGAACUUCUACAACUAAGUCAGAGAGAUCUUCAUCCAGAAGGAAAGGCAAAUGGACUUCAUCUCCAAGUAAAGCACACCUCCACCUUUAUGGCCUGCUGAGAGGGCGAGGGGGCGGGCCGGGCAGGUGAGCGACCAUGGCGGUGGCGUUGGACGCCGUGUGGCUGAGGGUGAAGAACGUCUGCAAACAAAAUGGCCUCCUCAUCAUGUCGGUGCUGGCCGUGGUCAUCGGCUGCCUCUUGGGCUUCUUCCUCAGGACGCGGCGCCUCACCGAGCAGGAAGUCAAGUAUUUCCAGUUUCCUGGUGAGCUGCUGAUGAGGAUGCUGAAGAUGUUGAUUCUGCCUCUGGUCGUCUCCAGUUUGAUGUCGGGCCUGGCGGCGCUGGAUGCCAAGUGCUCGAGUCGACUGGGUCUCAUCACCGUGUCCUAUUACCUGUGGACCACCUUUGUGGCCGUCAUCGUGGGCAUCGUCAUGGUGUCCAUCAUCCACCCGGGUGGCGCCGCCCAGAAGGAGGACUCGGAGGACAGCGGGAAGCCCAUCAUGAGUUCUGCCGACGCUCUGCUGGACCUGAUCCGAAACAUGUUCCCGUCCAACCUGGUCCAGGCAACAUUCCAACAGUAUCGAACCAGCAGCGAGUACAUCGUGCAGAACAAGCCCGCCUCGGGUCAGGCGCAGUCCGAGUCCACCACCAGGAGAGCGCUCAUCUACGGCAUCCAGGACGACAACGGAAGCGACAUCCAGAACUUCUCCCUGGACCUGACUCCGCCCCCCGACGUGCUGAUUCGCACCAGGGAAGGAACCAGCGACGGGAUGAAUGUCCUGGGGAUCGUCAUCUUCUCUGCCACCAUGGGUAUCAUGUUGGGGAGGAUGGGUCCAAACGGCAGCGCCUUGGUCAACUUCUGCCAGAGCCUAAAUGAGGCCGUGCUCCGCAUUGUGGCCAUUGUUAUUUGGUACUUCCCGUUUGGGAUCGUGUUCCUGGUGGCGGGUAAGAUCCUGGAGAUGAGCGACCCGUCGGCCAUGGGCAAGAAGUUGGGCUUCUACGCCGUCACGGUGGUGUUUGGCCUGGUGCUCCACGGCCUCUUCAUCCUGCCCGCCAUGUACUUCUUCAUCACCAAGAAGAGCCCCAUUGUUUACAUCCGCGGCAUCCUGCAGGCGCUGCUCAUCGCCCUGGCCACAUCCUCCAGCUCCGCCACGCUGCCUAUCACCUUCAAGUGCCUCCUGGAGAACAACCACAUCGAUCGCCGCAUCAUCCGCUUCGUGCUGCCCGUGGGCGCCACCAUCAACAUGGACGGCACCGCUCUUUACGAGGCCGUGGCGGCCAUCUUUAUCGCUCAGGUCAACAAUUACGAGCUGGACUUUGGCCAGAUCAUCACCAUCAGCAUCACGGCCACGGCCGCCAGCAUCGGUGCGGCGGGGAUCCCUCAAGCCGGACUGGUCACCAUGGUGAUCGUGCUCACCUCGGUGGGCCUGCCAACCGAUGACAUCACUCUGAUCAUCGCCGUGGACUGGGCGCUAGACCGAUUCCGCACCAUGGUGAACGUCAUGGGCGACGCCUUGGCCACGGGAAUCAUGGCGCACAUCUGCAGGAAAGACUUCAUGAAGGAGGGAGACGGGGUGCCGCUCAUCUGCGAGAGCAAGCCGGUGGCCAACAUGAACUGUCACAGCAACAACGGCAACUACCGGCUCCCCUCCUCGGGGGCCAAGCACGCCCUGGUGCCGCCCGAGGUGGCGCGCCUCAUGCAGCUGGAGGAGGGCGUGCGGCCGCCGGCGGAUUGGAAGAAGCCCCGCGUGCCCCCGAGACACCCCAAGAAGCACAAAGACCACUGCACGGUGGACAUGAACGGACUGGAGACCAACGUCUAGGCCUCUCCUCCCGGACUUGGACCUAUCGACGGGAGGAGGGACGGCACGCACCAGCUGGUCCUCCGUCUUUUCUUUCUUGUCCGAGCAGCCAAGACGUCACAAUGAUCCUCAGGAACAUUUGAUGUCCUCUUGGGGGACCUGAACCAGACUGGAGCUUCUGGAUCCAAAGUCACAUCUUUGAUUCUGCCUUAACACAGCUGGGAGUGCCAGACACUGACAAGUCCAGCACGACACCUAGUCCAUCCAUCCAUCCAUCCAUCCAUCAUCCAUCCAUCCAUCCAUUCAUUUAUGGCCUGGGGGUAUUGGAGGACCUCUGUCUCCGCCAAUCAAAGGGAUAUUAUCAGUCUUACUAUUCAUAAUCAUUUUUACAAUUAUAUUGGAAUUUUUGUCUACAAGAAGAUCAAAGGGCAUGAAAGCGCCAUCAGAUGAUGACUGAGGAUCAUCAGCUGGCUGCGUCACGUUGUCACGAUAUCGCUCUCAGCCUCUAGGGCGGUGCUUUUCAACCACUGUGCCGUGGCACACUAGUGUGCCGUGAGAUACAGUCCAGUGUGCCGUGGGAGAUUAUGUCAUUUCACCUAAUUGGAUUAAAUAUAUCUUUUUGCAAACCA
This is a messenger RNA of Nerophis ophidion (straightnose pipefish), 6391 nucleotides long. Its product is annotated as excitatory amino acid transporter 5-like. Lineage: Eukaryota; Metazoa; Chordata; Actinopteri; Syngnathiformes; Syngnathidae. Gene Ontology annotation, molecular function: neutral L-amino acid transmembrane transporter activity; glutamate:sodium symporter activity; L-glutamate transmembrane transporter activity. The coding region runs from base 4059 to 5783 and encodes 574 amino acids. The record is from RefSeq and is a predicted model, not a curated record. Gene Ontology annotation, biological process: L-glutamate transmembrane transport. The transcript has 15 exons. Gene Ontology annotation, cellular component: plasma membrane.